AUGACACUUUUAAAUAUCAAACCCAGUGCUUGGGCAUUUUCUAUGAUAACAUUAGGGACUGAAAUGCUAAAUUCUGUCUUCAGUUUCUAUUAUGUAAAGCUGUUUUUACAUCUGUACAAGAUUUCAGAAGUGGCCUUUUACCAAGCCCAGAUGAUUUUAAUGAUCUGGAACGCUCUUAAUGACCUGACAGGGUAUUUUCACAACAACUCGAAGGCCGACUGCUGUUCCAACCGUCAUACUUCUGUUUUGUAUGGCGCCCCUGUAUAUGCAAUAGCCUUUCUGCUUCCUUGGUUCCCUUGGAAAGACUAUCGCGAAGGUGACUGGCUCAGUGGGCUUCACCUGGUGGUAUCCUUAUGUGCUUUUGAUAGCAUGCUUACCUUCAUUCAGCAAGCCCAGUGUGUGCUGUUUGCAGAAAUUUUCACUUGCUAUGAAAGUCGGCUCCAGCUUCUUAAAAUGAACCAAGUGGCGUCCCUGGUAGGAUCUACCAGUAUCCUGUUCUGUGGCCUCAUCUCUGAUAACAUGGAAAUUUUGCUCAAUUUUCAGGCCACCGCCAUUGUCAUUGCCAUUCUUGCUACUGUCAGCCUCUAUACCGGCAUGUGCCACAAGAGUCGCUUAGAACCUAAAAGAAGCCUCGAGGAAAACCUUUUCUCAGAAAGUGAGCAGGAUCUCCCCUGGACCUCCGUCGUCUCACUGAUGAGACAAAUCUUGACCCAGAAAAACUUUCGCCUUUUUCUGAUAAUGAAUUUCUUCCAGGUCUUCCUUUUAACCUUCAAUAACUUCAUGAUGAUCUUUGCUGAUAAUCUCAUUCCCAAGGAUGUUCUUCCUUCUUCUGUAAGGAGCGUCAUGUACGGGGCAGGCUUUAUCUACCCACAGUGCCUUGUACUUAUCAGCCAGUCCUGGCUGAAGAAGUUUGGUUACUAUAAAAUUAUCUUAUUUUCAUUCUACCUAGAAGGAACAGCCUCCAUUGUCAUGUUACUUCUUGGACAGCAGUGCUAUUACUUUUUGGCUCUUUAUCCGACUAUCAUCAUGGUGAUUGUGCAAGCUUCUUUUUGCUUAUUUAACCUGCCACUAGCUGACAUGGUCGAUGCAGAUUUACUGAAGUUCAAUCGGCAGUCACCUGUUUCCUCAAUGAUUUUUGGCAUCAAUGCUUUGUUUACCAAACCUGCUCAGUCUAUAGCUCCUGUGGUGAUACUCUCUAGACUAAACCAGUAUGGAUAUGGAAACCCAAACAAAAGUACCAUCUUCGAUCUUCAUGAUGCUAUGUUUAAUUUGAUUUGCCUGGUCCCACUGGGCAUUGCAGGAAUUCAGAUUCUGGUUUGGAGCCCAUUCUCCAUCAGGAACAAGACAGACUACACAGGGACACUCUAA
This is a messenger RNA of Camelus dromedarius (Arabian camel), 1368 nucleotides long. Its product is annotated as transmembrane protein 180-like. Lineage: Eukaryota; Metazoa; Chordata; Mammalia; Artiodactyla; Camelidae. The transcript is spliced from 6 exons. The record is from RefSeq and is a predicted model, not a curated record. The coding region runs from base 1 to 1368 and encodes 455 amino acids.